Molecule: messenger RNA, 1353 nt
Organism: Trichomonas vaginalis G3
Lineage: Eukaryota; Parabasalia; Trichomonadida; Trichomonadidae
Product: transient receptor potential cation channel subfamily A member 1 family
Exons: 1
Coding region: 1-1353 (450 amino acids)
Cellular component (GO): cytoplasm; nucleus
Molecular function (GO): protein binding
Source: RefSeq, a predicted model, not a curated record
AUGUCAUCAAUAGAAGAGCUUAAAGCAAUUCUUGAUGCAGGAGGUGACCCAAAUCAGCUAAUAGGCGGAAUGACUUUCCUUCAUUUUUGCAUUAAUGAAAACGAUACAGACACUAUUAAAUAUCUUAUUGAUAAAGGUUGUGAUCCAUAUUCGCCGAAUUGUACGAGUUUACCACCCCCUCUUCACUAUGCAAUCAAAUUGAAAAAAAAUAAGUCGUUACUUGCUCUAUUAAAAGCCGGUGUUGAUCCCAAUUCGAAAACAAGAAGCGGAACUCCUGCUUUGAUUACUGCCGUUAAUUCAGGAAAUCGAGAAGCUGUUAAUUUAUUACUUGAAUAUGAAGCGAAUCCAAAUGUAACUAACAAAUCUGACGAAAUCGCGCUAUUUCAUGCUAUUAACAAAGGAGAUUACAACUCAUGCCAAGUUUUACUUGAUUACGAAUCUCAAUUAACCGUUGGAAAAAGGUCUGCGCUACAUUUCGCAAUAAAACAAAAUCAAGCAGAGUGUGUACGCAUACUUCUUGAUCAUGGAGCUGAUAGAGCAGCUCCUGACUCAAAUGGAAGAACUCCAUUCGAAAUCGCCGCAGAUCUUGUCGAUCCAACAAUUGACUUACUUUUACACUGCAAGAAAUUACCUUCUUCAACAAUUACUCAGGCUUUUGUUAAAAGUAUUUACAACAAUUUCGAAGAAAAAGAAAUUGAAGACCUCAGAGACGUUAUGAUGGCAUCUCCUGCAAGAAUUCCAGCUGAUAUACACUCAUUCAUUGACAGAAUAAUUCAUACAGAGCAUUGCCACAUCAGAUUUCUUGAAUUCUUAGACCAAAGAGAAAUAAAGCUCGAGAAUAUAAUCGAAAAGUUAUCAUCGCCAGGUGCAGACCAAAUGGAUCAUGAUAUUUACAAACUUUCUCGUCAACUUCGAAAUUCUUUUAUGAAGAGAAUUGAAGACUCAACGAAGCAUCAGAAUGAAUGUCAAGACAAUAUAUACUCCCCUCUCGGACUUAGCCAUUACAACAGCUGGAUAAACUAUACACAGGGAAUGCAAGCGUUUGUUGACAAAAUUGUUGAAGAAGGCGUUGCGAAAUUUGGCAUGAAAGAUGAUUGUAUUAAUCUCCUGGAUAAUAGCAAGAAAGAAAUCGUAAAAGUGAAAGAAUAUAAAAUUAAAUCGAAUGAAAAAACGAAGCCGUUUCAGAUGGAAAUUGUAGAUUUUGUUUCGGUUACUAUCAAAAAAUUGAAAGAACUUCAAGUUGAAGGUUUGAAAGAUAUUGAUAAGCACUUCAAAAUGCUUCUUAGGCAAAUUGAAGUAACGAAUCCAGAGUUGAUCCGUUCUCGAUUCAAGAAGCAUAAGAAGAGACAGUAA